Penicillium daleae is the source of this 1164-nucleotide messenger RNA. RefSeq lists its product as uncharacterized. Gene Ontology annotation, molecular function: endopeptidase activator activity; proteasome binding; ubiquitin binding. The transcript has 3 exons. The record is from RefSeq and is a predicted model, not a curated record. Gene Ontology annotation, biological process: ubiquitin-dependent protein catabolic process. Gene Ontology annotation, cellular component: proteasome regulatory particle, lid subcomplex; nucleus; cytoplasm. The coding region runs from base 1 to 1164 and encodes 387 amino acids. NCBI's taxonomy places the organism in Eukaryota, Fungi, Ascomycota, Eurotiomycetes, Eurotiales, Aspergillaceae.
AUGUCGAUAGCUCCAAUCAUCACUUUCAAAGCAGGCAUCUGCGACUUUGAUGGUUCUUCCUCCCCCGCCACCGUGAAGCCUAAGCCGACUCCCGGCUACAUCUACCUCUACUCCGAAGAUGAGCUGAUGCACUUCUGCUGGCGCCCUCGCAGCGCUCCUCUCGAUGAGCCUAGUCUUGAUCUGGUCAUGAUUCCUUCAGAUGGAAGCUUCACUCCUUACAAACCGUCUGGCAAGGACGCUACAAAUGGGCGUGUAUUUGUGUUGAAGUUCUCCUCCAGCUCCCAGCGGUAUCUCUUCUGGCUGCAGUCCCAAUCCCAACAUGAGGAUGGUGACUCUAGCUGGUUCAGCCCCCGGGAUUUGAAGCUGGGUGAGAUUGUCGAUGUGCUGCUGCAGGGUGAGGACGUGGAUGUUGAGCAUGAGAUCGCCAACCUCCCCCGGCGGCCAUCUGGCGGUGACGAUGACGAGACCAUGGAGGAUGUGGAGGGAACAGACCACGACCCUAACCACAAUCACGGCAGAAGCAGUGGUGGAGCUGGCCCGGAUGCCACGGGGGGGGAUAUUCGCGAGGAAGGACAGGAAUCCCGGGAGGGCGGUGCCGAUGGUGGAAGAGCUGCUUCCUCCGGCGACCCAUCAUCGGUAGUUCAAGACUUCUUGCGAUCCCUGGGUGGUGCGCAACAAGGCCCCGGCCAAUCCCAGGACCCUGAACGACCAUCUACGACACUUCAAGACCUACUUACUCCUCCUACUACUCUCCCUUUCAUCGAGACUGCUGACGAUACUACCGUUGAUCACCUGCUGAGCUUCCUCCCACCGGCACUACUUCUGCUGGCCCAAGGCAAUGCCGAAGCUGCGGAAGCUGAUACCGAUCCCGAACUCGCCCAGGCGGCACUUCUCUCUCUUGAUCUCCCCCAAAAGAAAGAUAUUCUUCGCCGUGUCCUCCGAUCCCCCCAGUUCAUGCAAAGUUUAGCUAGUCUGACCGUGGCUCUCCGAGACGGCGGGCUUCCCAGCAUUAGCGAGGCCCUGCAGAUUCCAGUAGCCAAUGGCGGAUUUAUGCGGCGUGGCGGCGUACCCCUUGGUGGGGGUGACGCGGUUGAAGCGUUCCUGGACGGCGUUCGGCAACAUGUCAAGCAGAAGGAUCAAUCGGGUCAGAUGGAAACGGAUUGA